Dreissena polymorpha is the source of this 4918-nucleotide messenger RNA. Its product is annotated as serine/threonine-protein phosphatase 6 regulatory ankyrin repeat subunit B-like. The transcript is spliced from 3 exons. The coding region runs from base 292 to 1467 and encodes 391 amino acids. Gene Ontology annotation, molecular function: protein binding. NCBI's taxonomy places the organism in Eukaryota, Metazoa, Mollusca, Bivalvia, Myida, Dreissenidae. Gene Ontology annotation, biological process: intracellular signal transduction. The record is from RefSeq and is a predicted model, not a curated record.
AUACACUCCGUGGUGUGACACUGCUAUUUCCUACAUUAUUUUGUUAAGGGAAUGAACGUUCAAUGUUCUACAUGUAACGUUGUUUGUAGUGUAAUCCCUAGUCAAUAUAAACGUUCUCACAGAGCAUUUGGUAAUUUUUGCUUCAAGUGACGGAUAUGGGAGACACUUUGGGCAAUAAAGCUGUGUUUUGAAUGAUUGCAACUAGCCUAUGUUGAUUUAACAGGAAGAACGAUGAGCUGAGGGCAUGAGUCGGUCAGUCAAGUUUGCUCAAGGUUAAGAUUAAACAUCAAGAUGGAUGAACUUGAAGCUGAUGAGACAACAGAAGAAGGAAUAUGUGACAUCUACAAGGAGCAUCAGUUGUUAAUGAAAGCAAUUGAUGAACAUAACUGUGCCCUGGUACAUGAUCUAGUUCAUGGAAGGGGACUGUCCCCAAAUUUCAACGCAGACGGACAUACCCCUAUAUGCAGAGCUGCACAUCAUGGAUAUGUAGACAUUUUAGAUGUCUUGGUUGAAGGUGGGUGUGAUUUGUUCAUAUCUGAGGUGGAUAUUUGGCGAAGACAGGCCCUACAUAUAGCUGCAUCUAAAGGUCAUAUACCUUUCUGCCAGAGACUCAUGGAUUAUGGUGCUGAUGUCAAUAGUAGAGACGAUGAUCAGAGAACACCCCUGCAUUGGUCUGCCACAUACGGAAAUCCUGCUAUGACAGAAUUUCUCAUCACCAAAGGGGCCUCUGUUAACAUUUCACAGUCAGACGGGUUUACUCCACUUCACGCAGCCACCUGCCUAGGCCACAACAAGGUGUGUCAGAUUUUGUUGCAACAUGGGGCCGAAAUCAACCAGACAGACAGGGAUGGCUGGUCCUCGUUUCAUACUGCAGUUUGUUAUGGACACUACAAUGUUGUGGAGACAUUGCUGAAUGCCGGAGCUCCUUUGCAUAGGGUUACAAAUGACGAAGAGAAUGCAGUGCAUAUAGCAGCUAGUAGUGGUAAAAUAGAAAUCUUAAAACUUCUCAUUUCUCUUGGAGCAGAACUGAAUGAGUUGACACUAAGUGGUAAUACUGCCUUUUAUUUGUCAGUAUAUUAUGGUGAAUACGAAACUACAAAAUAUUUAAUAAAACUGGGUGCCGAUAUGCAUCUACCUCGAGAAAGUAAAAAGACACCAUUUUAUAUUGCUGCUGUCAAGAAUAACAUUCAGGUGCUGAAGCUGCUGAUCACUGCGGGCUACAACCUUAGCAUAGAGGACUGGAUCCUGGAAAAAGACUUCCCACCUGUCCUGCAAAAACUGCCCGAACUCUGUAAUCUCAUGUAUAAGAAGGCUUCAAAUGCCAAGUCUUUAAAAGAGACCUGUAGACUUGUGAUAAGAAAGUGUUUGAAGUUUGAUGAUUCCUUUAAGCAUAAGUUGGAUGAGCUUCUGUUACCAAUAUGUCUACGCAGUUAUUUGGCCUACAACGAUCUUGACAGGAUUACAUAGUAUGAAUUGAGUACGGCUGUGUUCAAUGAAUAAUUGAAACCAAAUAACGUAAUUAAUUGUUCGUACAUUCUUGCAAGUAUACAAUUGUUCAUCUUGGCUGAAUUACACAGAAGUAUGUCUAUAAUUGAAAUGAGGUGUAGUUUGCCAAUGCAGAGGUUGCUCUGGCAGUCACCAUAUGUGCCAAUUAACAAAUAUUUUGAAAAAUGUUGUACAUAAAACAAAAGAAAAAAUAUUAAUUUAUCAGCAACACUGAUCAGCAGGGCUCAACAUUAACGGUUGUCCUAUUGCCCCUGGCAAGUAAAGUUGGGUCCGGGCAAGUUAUUUUAUAAUCUAGUUGUCCGCCCGGAAAAGUGCAAAAAAGAACAAAGAGCAUUUAAUUUAUACUUAAUUGCUGUAAUCAUUUUGUUAAAUGUUCAAAAAUAAAAAGGGUUUUUUGGUGUAUCAUUUUGGUUUAUUAAAAAAAAAAUGAGGUUUACAGUUGAUGUGAUAUUUUAUUUUUGGGCAAGUGGCUUUACGUUCAGGGCAAGUAGAUUUUCUAAGUACCUGCCGGGCAAGUUGGUUUUUCGGUUAAUGUUGAGCCCUGACUAGUGCAAUUAACAUACAACUCACCCACAAAACAUUAUUCUAAUGGAGUCUGCAGUGUUCAUUAUUUUAUGCGAGUUGUUUUGUUACUGUUUAUUGCUGUUAUUAUACCGCCUUUGUACCAUUUUGUAAUCUUCUUGGGUGUCUAUCUGUCCACAAACUUGCCCACACUUGUUCUCUUACACUUUUCAACACACAAUAUUCAAACAUGCAGAAAAUGUACCUUAUGAUAUAAGUUUUACUUGUGCUAUUGUUAUCAUCCCUUGCUAAAAAUUACAAAAGUAGUGCCCCUUUUUAUGCCCCCUUUCGAAGAAAAGGGGGUAUAUAGUUUUCGCACUGUCCGUCAGUCUGUCACACUUUUCGUGUCCGCUCUCUAAUUCAAAUAGUUUUCAUCCUAUCUUAACGAAACUUGGUCAGAAGUUGUAUCUAGACAAUAUCUAGGUCAAGUUCGAAUAUGGGUCAUGCUGGGUCAAAAACUAGGUCACAGGGUCGAAAAAACAAAUCCAAGUGAAGUAAUAAGCUUUAAAUGGACAUAAUUAUCUGACCUGCCAAAUUAUAUAUUUUAGUUAAAUAAAUCAAAGCAGCGCAGUAGGCGGCAUUGUGUUUCUGACAAACACAUCGUGGUAAAAGGUCAAGGUCAUCCUUCAAGGUCUAAGGUCAAAAAUACAAAUCCAAGGGAAGUAAUAAGCUUUAAAAGGAGAUAAUUGUUCAAUAUUGAACAUAGCAACUUGAUAUUUGGCAUAUUUUGGAUAUGUGUAUCUCAUGGAGCUGCACAUUUUGAGUGGUGAAUCUACAGCCACGGUAGUGGCUUUUAAUUAUUUGCUACUAAAAAUAGAGAUUUGUUAGAGACUAUUAUUUUCAAGGGAAGUAAUUAAUAUAAUUAUAAAUCUCAGAUUAUAUAUUUCCUUACCAAGAAUUUAAGUUCUUUUAACAGUUACUGUACAUAUUUUUUAUUUUGAUUAUUUAUAACUGAAAUGAUUGAUUUGUCAAAGUUUUUUUUUAAAUGGUAUAAUUAUCAUUUCUUUCCUGUACUAAUUUGUGAAUGGUAGGGUUCAUUACAUACCUUUGGACUUAUGUCCAUCGAUACAUGAUGAACUCUGGCUAUGAUCUCUUUGAUAAACCACAGGCCUUGGUUGUCAGUGAUGUCUGACUUGGUCAUUUUUAUGCUCCCCCAAAAUUUAUUUCGGGGGGAGCAUAUAGUCGCCGCUUCGUCUGUCCGUCCGUGCAACUAAGCAACUAAUGACCGGAAUUCACUACCAAGAGGAGAUGUGCAUAUUAUCAGCGGGUUCUGGUCGGAUGAUUUAUCACAGAGUUAUGGCCCUUUGAAAUUUUCCAUUAACUGUACAUAUAGUGCAGUUCUUGUCCAGUCUAUUUCUCAGCAACUAAUGACCGGAAUUCAAUGAAACUUUAUGGGAAGCUUCACUACCAAGAGGAGAUGUGCAUAUUAUCAGCGGGUUCUGGUCGGAUGAUUUUUCACAGAGUUAUGGCUCUUUGAAAUUUUCUAUUAACUGUACAUAUAGUGCAAUUCUUGUCCGGGCUAUUUCUCAGCAACUAAUGACCGGAAUUCAAGGAAUUUUAUGGGAAGCUUCACUACCAAGAGGAGAUGUGCAUAUUAUCAGUGGGUUCUGGUCGGAUGAUUUUUCACAGAGUUGUGGCCGUUUGAAAUUUUCCAUUAACUGUACAUAUAGUGCAAUUCUUGUCCGGGCUAUUUCUCAGCAACUAAUGACCAGAAUUCAAUGAAACUUUAUGGGAAGCUUCUCUACCAAGAGGAGAUGUGCAUAUUAUCAGCGGGUUCUGGUCGGAUGAUUUUUCAUAGAGUUAUGGCCCUUUGAAAUUUUCUAUAAAAAAAUUCUUGUCCCCCCAACUACUGUGCCCUCAAGACGUUUCCUUUUAUCUGAAUAUAUAGUGCUAUAUUGUGACAAAAAAAAACUUUUAGGAGCAUCACCCGUCUUCGACGGUUUCUUGUUUUAACAUUUGCCUUGUUGACAUACUAGAGGUCACAUUUCUUGUACGAUCUUCAUAAAACUAGGUUAGAAGAUUUGUCCCAAUGAUAACUUGCAUGACUUGGAUAAUUUCGAAAAUGGUUCCGGUUUGUUAAAAAAAAAGAGCAACGGGGGGCAGGGCAUUUUUACUCAUGUGGCUACAAUAAAAACCUGUUCAACACUCUAGAGCUCACAUUUAUUGUCCGAUCUUCAUGAAACUUGGUAAGACGAUUUGUCCCAAUGAUAUCUUGGACAAGUUAUAAAAUUGUUCUGGUUGGUUGAAAAACGUGGCUUCCAGGGGUGUGGGCAUUUUUCCUUAUAUGGCUAUAGUAAAACCUUGUUAACACUCAAGAGGCCACAUUUAUCGUCUGAUCUUCAUGAAACUUGGUCAGAAGAUUUGUCUCAGUGAUAUCUUGAAUGAGCUGUAAAAUGGUUCCGGUUGGUUUAAAAACAUUGCCGCCAGGGGGUGGUGCAUUUUUCCUAAUAUGGCUAUAGUAAAACCUUGUUAACACUCUAGAGAUCACAUUUAUUGUUCAAUCUUUAUGAAACUUGGUCAGAACCAUUGUUCUUAUUAUAUCUUAGAUGAUUUCUCAAAUGUGUCUGGUUUGUUGAAAAACAUGGCCACUAGGGGUUGGGGCAUUUUUCCUUAUAUUGCUACAUGUAUUCUAAAACCUUUAUAACACUUUUAAAAGCCACAUUUAAAGUUCAAUCUUCAUGAAUCUUUGUCAGAAUUUGUUCUUAUGAUACCUUGGGCUACACAGAGAAUAGAUCUGUUCCUUUGUAAUUCAGGUGAGCGACUUUGGGCAUUUCCAGCCCUCUUGUUUUUGGUUGAAAAUUGAAUGUUAAAGAAACUGAGUUUAUGAGCCGAAAUAAACUGUUCAAGAAUA